AUGGCAGCGCCUUUUUCCAACCUGUACACGCACCGAAAGGUGGCCGAGGCUGCCGCCAAAGCGUGCGACGUCUGCUACAAGCCCAGCACAUCAGUGCUCAUCACGACAGACAAAAAGGAUUUCUUCUAUAUCUGCCCGGUGCACCUCAAGGACCGCAACUUUUGCAGUCCCAAGGUUGAUGAGGAUGCGGUCAAGGCGAAGCGGGAGAAGGAGUUGGCUGAGGAGAAGGAGAAGCUGAAGAAGGAGUAUGAAGAGAAGCAGCGCAAGAAGAAAGAAAAGGAGAAGGAGAAGGAGAAGGAAAAAGAAAAGGACAAGGACAAGGACAAGAAGGAUAAAGAAAAGGGCAAGGACAAGGACAAAGAAAAGGAGGAGGAUAAGAAGGAAGAUGAAGCGGAAAAGAGUGCUGGUGAAGACACACCCAAAGAGGAAGACGAGCCGCGAGUCUUUGAACUCAAGAGUGUCUUCUAUCAGCAACGGUUACAACGCAAGCGUCAAGCAGAAGCUGCCAAACGAGACCGCGAACGAGCAUCUCAGCCCAACUACUUUCCAUCUGUGCCGACGGGAGCACCUAAAAGAUAG
Messenger RNA from Trichoderma gamsii, 579 nucleotides. RefSeq lists its product as hypothetical. Gene Ontology annotation, cellular component: endosome. Gene Ontology annotation, biological process: vacuolar transport. The record is from RefSeq and is a predicted model, not a curated record. The transcript has 4 exons. Lineage: Eukaryota; Fungi; Ascomycota; Sordariomycetes; Hypocreales; Hypocreaceae. Bases 1 to 579 code for a protein of 192 amino acids.